AUGUCUAGGCUAUGUGUACGAAACAGUUCAUUGAUUUUCAGACGACCCUUUAGUAUUGAUCAAGUGGUGAAAGCAAUUGUCCAUCCCAAAGGUGAAGAUCAACAACAACAGCAAUCUCAGCCAUUACCAUCUCAAUUAGAGAUCCCUCCAAGGACAGUUCCGUUCCCUACGUUUACCGUUCCAGAUGACGUAGAAACGACCCAACAAGCAACUACAAAUCCCAGCAUUACCAAGAAACAAAGAGAUGACUUAUCGUUUCAUCUACUGCGAUACAUCAUUAACACUCGACCUCAAGUGGAUCUUGGGACCGUUAAUGAUUGGAUACACUCACAAGUGACCAAGUUCCAGCAUCAAAUAUCUCCCAGUCAAUUUCCCAAGAGCAAGCAGGAGCUUCUCCGGUUCUAUCGUGAAGACAGUAAGACCCAGUCCAUGUCACUGAGCUGGAAGUCAUGGUGGUCUAUAACGAACAGUGACAAGUACUCAUAUGGGCUCUAUGAUUCGUUCAGUGGUGUGAAGUCAACACCAAAAGAGAAGGUGUAUAGUUUUGAGCUUCCAUUUGUUGAUAAUCCCGAUAUGCUUGUUGAAGUAGACACAGAUUACCAGUUGAAGAGGCUAGGUAAUCUAGCCACACUAAAGUUUGGUGGUGGUAAAGGUCGAUACCUCGCUAGCUCUGCCAAUAGUAAGAAGGUUGUAGCAUUUAAUUAUGGGUGGAAUAAUAUCACCAAAAUUGGGUUGAGGCGGACGAUGGGGGUUCUCUCGUUAGAGAAGUCUGAUGAAGAGUUACGUCAAUGGUGGAGAUCAUUAGGUCCAGUCAAAUCUCAUAAAUUACAACCGGUGACCUUAAAGCAUCAUGCACAAUUUCCUACUGAACUUGCAUCAUUAACCAUUGAUGAAGACUUAAUUGCUAAGAUACAGAUGAUACCUUGGUUUGAAGUGGAAGUGAUUGGAGAACACUUUUUAAAUCUAGUAGGAGCUAAAUACACUGCUAUGAAUCCACGACAAUCACUUGAGGUCUUUAAGCAUAAUGUUACUGACUUUAUCACUACGAAAUUACAGUCCAACGAUAUCAAAUUGCCUAUAGAGACACACCAGAACAGAGCAACAGCAAUGGCCUAUAUUGCACUUUGUUCUCUUCAAGAUCCACAACUCACGGAGGAUUUCCUUAAACAAUUUAUAAAUGUUGUUGAUCAUGAUGUGUGGCCAGAAAGGAUAAAAUGGACCAUGUACGAGAAUCAGCUUCCAAUUUAUAAUAUGAAAGGCAUUAAAGAUAUUGAAUCAAUAUUCAGAUUACCUCCGAUUCCAAGAACGAGUGUUGCUUCAACAUUAAUGACUAACAAGAACACUGUAAAUAAAUCAAGAUAUAAAGCGUUACUUGAAGAUGGGUAUUCUUUAGGGCAUUCCAGUUAUGAAUUCAAUUUACGGCGUUUUUUGAUUCAAAAUCUCCCAUUAGAAACCAUUGAGUUGAACUUCCCACGAUUACUAGCCUUGUUUAGACAUCAUUUGUUCUAUCGUCAUGUUAUAAGGGAACAAUUUGAAAGAAUUGAAGCAAAAGAGUAUCGAAAACUAUUGAUAAAACAUAGAUUUGAAGGUGGAGUGAUACCUGCACAGUUUAUGCAAAUCAUGGCAAUACUUACUCUUUACGAUAACCAAGUACCUAAUUGGCUUAAUCAAUUCAUACCUAUUAUGUGUGAGUUGUAUGGUACUCUUUCAGAAACUGAUAGCAACUUAUUGAACAAAGAGUUGCUUCAAGAGUUUAAGAAUGAACCAUACAUUUUAUCUACUUGGUCAUUGAAUAAUGUUGGCUCUGCUACUCCUGUUACACAACAAUUUGAAAGAAAUAUUGAUGGAAUAGCAAGAGAGACUUAUAAGUGUUCACUUUCAAAUGAACGGUUACGUCAAUUGGGAAAACUGUACUGGGAAGUCAUGGGAUUGAUUUUAAACAUGAAAUUAGACAUUAGUGGUUUUGUUGAGUCUAAUAAGGAGGUCUCUCUUCUUUUAAACGAUACACUCUUGACUAAAAUUGGACAUAUUUUGCAAGAUGAACUGAAGCCAGAUACUUUAAUAGGUCAAUGUCUAUCUGUUGAUGAUAAGGUUGCGUUAAAUGGCAUUUCAACUACAUAUUUGGAGUCAUGUAUUGGCCAUAAGUUUGAAUUGUAUGAUCCAAGUAUAAGACAAUUUGGAGACAUUGGAAAUGAAGUCAUCACUGAUACACAAGAUAUUUUAAGCAUCCCAGUCAUUGCACACACACCACCAUUAUCUACGCUCCUACAAGUGAACUACAACAUUUCAAGAGAUUACCUCAAGGCCACAACCAAACUGUCGAUCAAGCAAUGUCUCCAGAUGGGAGACAUUAUUAGUAAAAUGAGUUCAUUUGGGGAAGCGUAUCUUCGAUACCGGCUUGAAAAAAAUCUCGGUGGAACUACCAAUGAUGAAUUGUAUGGUUCUGUCAAAUCGUUGUUUCAGGAUAAACAGUUUCGAAAGCUCAUUGUGGAACAUUCACCGGGGUACUCCAAACUUGAAACCACUGAACAAUAUCGAUUGUUAAAGUUGAAAGCUACUAGAAACCCAUACGAUGACCUUCGAUACUAUAACUGGCAAUUCAGACAACUUAUAGCCAGUGUCAUAUACUAUGAUCCUCUUAGAUUUGAUAGUUGGUUACAACAUCUAGUGGACCAUAUACUUAGUACCAAGGACCAUCCAUUAUCUAGCAUUCAAGCCUUCAGCUGGUUCUUCAUGAAGGAGUACGCCUUAUUAGCCAUUGCGGUGGCAGUGUCCUUAUAUUUAACCAAAGGUGAGAUAAGAAAAUUAGUAGGUGCUAACCAGAAGAAGACGAUUGCCACCACAAAUGACUCCAAGAAGUCCACCUCCAAACUGUACACUUCUGAUGAACCGUUGCCCCGUGCCACACCUUUGUCUAUUACUCCGGAACAGGUGAAGAACUACGACGACAGACCUUGGAGACCCUUCAGAUGGCCAUACCACCAAACCAUGUCCAUUUUCAGAUUGGACAUCAACCAUUGGUUGGAUAUGGACAAAUACUACUGGAGAUAUAUUGAAGAGAAGCAACGGAUCUUCCAUACUUAUGGCAAGGAGAACGUUGAUUGCUUGCCUGAAGGAGAGGAUGCAUCACUAGAAUUGAUGGAGAUUGUGACUGAUCACAUGGUGGCCCGGUAUCCGUAUUUGUUUACGUUGUUGGAAGACAAGGGACCUGGUAAGGGGAAAAUCGUAAGAAACGAGAUGACGCUUGAGGUGUUGGAUAUGACUCAUCCCAUGAAACAACAUCCUUUAAUAUAUGUUAGUAAGAUGGCCAAGGAAGACUUUUAUUUGGUCAAACAAGAUGCUGUCACUGGACUUCAUUAUUUGGUGGCGGCCGCUGUGCCCUUCCCUGGGGGGUCAUUCAAGGUCUCGGAAAAACUAGGAAAGAACUUGGACAUCAUCCAUGCCGAGGUGCCUUACUACCACGAGAAACUCAAGAAAUCAAUGGAAAGAUGGUUUGAAAGACUCGGGCCCAAUGACCCUGUAGAGAGGGCUUCCUGGUACAUCACGUGGGACCAUAAGCUAAGAAUCAACAAUGUGUAUCAGAGCGAAGAGAACUUACCGGUUGUAGAUCCUACCGAGGUUGACCCUAAGGAUUUCGUGGUGAGAGUGGAACGUCAAACGUUGAGACGGCUACCCAAAUCUCGAGCCAUCAUCUUCACCAACCAUCCGAUCUUUUAUUCGUUGGAUGAAAUGAAAGAUGAGCCUUUGGUUCCUUCGUUAUUGAAGAAGAUCAUCUUUGAAGCCUCAGAGCCCUUUAUCAAGUAUAAGAACUUUAGUGUUCACAGAGACCAUAUUGGACCUUAUUUGGAUCAAUGUAUCCAAGCACAAAUUGAUAAGGGGUUGAUACAAGAGGAAACUCCCGUCAAGACAUUGCCUACGUAUCCCUUUGCUUAUUGGGCAGAAACAGACUUUGACUACGUCAAUGGCUGGACAUCUCCUCACACUAAAAAGGUAGACUACACCGAGAAGGCAAGCAAGGAUGUAUACAUAGGCAAUGAGUAA
This is a messenger RNA of Lizanozyma spartinae, 4041 nucleotides long. RefSeq lists its product as uncharacterized. Bases 1 to 4041 code for a protein of 1346 amino acids. The record is from RefSeq and is a predicted model, not a curated record. Lineage: Eukaryota; Fungi; Ascomycota; Pichiomycetes; Serinales; Debaryomycetaceae. The transcript is spliced from 2 exons.